UGUCCGCUCACUAGUCCGUAUGCUUGUUGUGUAGUAGUUUUUCUUCCUGUUUAUAAUUUUCAUGAAAAAUAACGGAAAAUGCCGCGUAACUGUAAACCUUUAUGUUAAGAUUUAAACCUUAAUUAUUUCACCACUAUUAUGUGUUAAGUUAAUUGUUUAUGUGUGUUAUGAGUGGUAAAGUUAUCAAGUCGAGAAUGAAACAUACUUUUGCAUUGAAAUAAAUAAUUAAAGCGAUAGCAGCAAGAAUGGAGCAUUCGGAUUUGGUAGCCGAGAUGGCUCAGGUGGAGCAUCUAACUACACAAGAGAGGCUCCACUUGGCUCGAAGACGACGUAUGCAGCAGUUGAAGCUAUGGCAGCAGCGGGAGAAGGAGUGGGCGAGGACGAGAGCAAAACGUGAGAAGAGCAACAAGCGAAGCAUAUACUUUAGUGAUAGCGUCAUGUUGCUCGAGGCGGCGGCGAGGAACGACAUCGAGGAAGUUCGAAGACUUUUAGCACGCGGCGUAACCCCCGACGCAACGAACGAAGACGGUUUAACUGCAUUACAUCAAUGCUGCAUCGACAAUAACGAAGCCAUGAUGAGAUUACUCCUCGAUCACGGAGCAAACGUAAACGCGGAAGACAGCGAAAAAUGGACUCCACUACACGCGGCAGCUACUUGCGGAAACCUAAAUCUUGUUAGAAUAUUAAUACAGCGUGGAGCGAACCUUCUGGCAGUAAACGGUGAUGGAAACAUGCCUUACGAUAUCUGCGAGGAGGAGAGGACACUGGAUGCCAUCGAAAGCGAAAUGGCAGCUAGAGGAGUGACACAGGGGUUGAUAGAUGAGACCCGGGCGGCGACAGAGAUGCAAAUGUUGUUGGAUGUCGACGAAUUGGUCAAGCAAGGGAUGGACUUAGACGAGCCGAGAGAUAGCCAGGGUGCAACUUUGCUCCACGUGGCGGCAGCGAACGGCUACAUCAAGGUGGUGGAGUUCCUGCUGGAGCACCGCGCGUCCUCCGACGUGGUGGACCACGACAUGUGGCAGCCCGUGCACGCCGCCGCCUGCUGGGGACAUUUAGAAGUAUUAGAAGUAUUGGUACAUUACGGAGCUGAUCUCAAUGUAAGAAACAAGCAUGACGAAACGCCAGCAGACAUAUGCGAGGAGGGCGAGAUGCGCGCGCGCAUCCUGCGCCUCGCGGCCGAGCAGGAGGAGGUGCGGCGCCGCGCCGCCAGCGUCGCGGGCGAGCGUCUGCGCGCCGCCCGCCGCUCCUCCUCCAGCGCCUCCACCAGCAGAGUGCGCUCGGUGCGGCGCACGUCGCUGCGCGAGAAGCAGCUGGCGGCCAAGGCGGACGCGCGCGGGGAGGCGCGCCUGCGCGAGACCUUCGACUCGGCCGGCGACGACGACUACCAGGGGCUGUCUAAUGGCAUGGAAAAUGACCAGAACACGGCCAACAUAUCCGCCGAUUUGUCGCAUACUCGGUUAUCAAUUAGCUCGACGACAUCUAAUCAGAGUUGCGAGUCUGGAAAUGUGGACUAUGCCGUCCCUAAGCAUUCAUACAAUCAAAAGGGAGCGCAUAGAUUAGACACAAUCGAUUCAAACGAAAACAUCACCUUCAACCAACCCAAGAUAUCGAAUCCCCUGUUCGGGGUGAACGCUGCAUCGCAUUAUUCACCGAGCCCGAUACACGAAACCAGUAAUGACGGGAAACACUUCGAGCGAUUACCCAACGGAAUAAGGAAGGCACCGGAAGGUCAAGACAAUGAAGCAUUCAAAACAGAGGACGCGAUUGACGGUAGGAAAGAGGUGAUAAUGAGCCCAAACCCGAUCGCGAUCGCUGAAGGUGGAACCGCGACCUACACCACAGACAAUAAUGGUAAAAUAAAUGUUCAUGUCACCGUCAUGAUUAAUGCAGGAACAUUAGCGGAUUUGAAAAAGCAGCGAGCACAGAUAAGAACGAACGGCAGUCCAGUGGAAAACAGCGCGAAUUCCACAACGAACCACAGCCUCACCUCGAUACCGGAGGUCGGAAAGCAGGAAACCCAAGUACAGAUAAGUCCUCCCACUCUAACGCCCAGCACCGGAACGGUCCCGAGGUUUUCGGGGCACACCAGUGACGUCGUCGGCGAUACGAAAUCGCACCGGUGCUGUAUUAUAAUGUAAUUAUCGAUUGUUUCCCAUCACUACUGUAUGAGACCAUUCGAUGCGUACAAGUCUGAUCGUCAUUCCAAAAAGUAAUUUAUUCUGCGCUCGCUUAGAUUAUGUUUAAUGUUGGGGCGUAUGUCGAAGGGAGAUUGAAGCGUUGACACUAUAUUUGUGAUUCUAUAUCUGUAAAAAAAAUACUCGUCCUGUCAUGUCUUCUACGUUGAGAUUACAUUUUUAAAUUUGGAAUGGAUUUGAAAUAUCUCAGAAAAAUAUUGUCUAUAUCAUGAAAUAAAUGAUGUACACAAUUCACAAAUAUAAUGUCCAAUACUGUUAGUGUUCGUGGAAUGAAUAUUGCCAUUUUUGCUCACGGAGCAAGGGCUUGCCAAUGUGCUAGAAACGUGUGAUAAUGUUAAGAGCUCAAUGGUUUAUAUAAUGUAAUAUAUUAUUAUAUAUGGUUGCUAUUGUUUUGAUAUAGUUAAAAUAUAGUAUCGUUUGUGAAAUUAUAAUUAGUGUUGUGUAUUAUUUUGUGGUUAUGUCUAUGUAAUCAAUAAACAUUCCUGUUAGAUCCAUCGUAGAAUAUUAUUUAAUACAGAAUUUAAAAAAGUAUUAUAAUCAUUUACGAAACUUGUAUGAAAUUUGUUUGUAAUUUGCAUUUAUUUCUCUAGAUAUUUUAAUUGAAUAUUAUUUAAAAAGUGACGUUUUUGUUUACACAUUUCGUACAAAAUUAUUUAAAUAUACAGUGUGAAUAUAAAUUAUGUCAAAAUCCUUUGAUUCAUUACAAACUGUCCUUAUGCUUAUUUAAAAGUAAUAUUGUAUAAUCGUUAUAUUAUAAUAACCGUUUGUAUUGUGUCUUAGCUCUAUAGCACCAUUUAAUAACGUUACAAUUAUUUUAUCUUUGAAAACAAAUAGAUCCAUAUCAAUGUUAGUAUUGAAAUGCAAUUAUUUCAUCCUAAAUAAUUUCGCAAUUUCUAUUUUCCAUUAUAUAAUUUUUGACUUAUCGUAGAGAUAAGUCUGAAAAUAUUUUUUUUUAUGUAUAUAUAUAAUGUUUAAAAACUAUAAUUCCAAAAUUGAAAAUUAUUGAAUAAAUCUAGAAUCGAUCUUUUUCUUCCAUGACAGAUUCUGGCUGGAUUUUUUUUCUUAUAUUACAAUAUUUAUAUAAAUACAACUGACAACAUCUAAUAUUCUUAUUAAUAAACGUGGAUAUAUUUGAGCUAUGAAACGAUACUUUCAAAUAUAUAACAAAAAAAAAUAAGAAAGAGAAAAACAUCAACACAUUUAAUUUAAACGUUUAUUGAUUAACAGACACAGAUAAUAUAAAAUAUUUAUUAAAAUGUAAAAUAGUUUUAAAUUUCGAUUUAUUUCGAUACUAUAUUUCUAUUUCAUGUACAAUUUUUUAUCUAUAUUUCAAAAGUAUACAAUUUUUUCUUAAAAAAUAAUUUGCAAACGAAAAUGUUUUGUACUUCCUUUCAAAACGUUUAAGACUGGAAUUGUUAUGUAGGUGUAUAUUUUUAAAACCGGAUCGUAUGAGCAAAUGUAUGAAGCUUUUUAAUAGUAUAAAAAAAAUACACAAUAUGACCCAGUUCAGAAAUGUAUCUUGUAUUUGCUCUACGAAUCGCUAUCUUUAAUUCUCAAAACGCAGCUGUUUGUUGACAGAGGGAGGGGGCCAUGGCAUUCCAGUGGAAUUUUGACAUCCGUGCUUUACAAUAAUAUAUGAUUCUAUAUAAAAAAAAAACCUCGUAGACCCCAUUCUAAACCCCCACUUAAACAAUAAUAUUAGGUAAGUUUACAUUUUACUAUAUUAUGCAUAAAGCGCGGAUGUAUAGCGUGCCUUUUUUCAUGUUUCUCGUUACUGUUAAAUGUUACAAUUUUUCUGUCUUUAACUUAUCGUAUAAUGUAUAUAAUAAUAUUCAUGUUUGUUCCGAAAGUAGUUCCGAAAAAUAUCUAUAUUUAAGUAUAAAUAUUUAUAUAUAUUUUUUAAAUAUGGCACCAUUAGACAGAGUAUUACCAUAACAAAAAAUGCGAUGUAAUAUUGUUGUUUUUAUUUGAAAUAAGAUAUACUUAAAUUCCGUGAAAUAUGUUCAUAUCUAUUUCCUAUUACGUUGUCACUAUUUAUUCGCAUUUUUUAAUCAUCGUUACGAUCUAUUUCUCGCUAAUUGCUCUGCGUGCCAAUUUUUCCAGCUUUUAUCGUGUACACUUUUAAUAAUUUUAAUAUUUUUAAUAACCGGACUUUAUGGGUAUUGUAGAACUAUAUAUAAAAGUAACCUUUUGAAAAAUUUAAUAAUUAAAAAAAAAGGAGUGAGAUCAUUCUAUAAAAUUCUAGUGUUCAAUAUCUGUGGUAUUCCUUCAUCAUAAUGGCAGCUUAACAUUCCAUUAAAGUAAAUAUAUUUAUGUAAAUAAGCUUUUUGUAACGUAUUUAUCUCGUAGAAGUCAUUAAUACCCAUCCAUUAGUAAUUCAUUCGUCCAUAUCAUAGUCACUAGUGUAGAAUAAUUAUUUCGAUAGUUUGUAGUGAGCGUCAUUAGUACUUAAAAAGUACUUAAAGUGGAACGUGGUUUGGAUGUCACGUGACGUCGCAAAAAUAUAUCUAAUGUAUACAUUGAAGACGAACAUUUAAGCAAUAUACAAUGGCCUUAUAUUAUAAGCACAAAAGUUUUGAUUGUUUUUAUUUUCCUGCAGUAUUAUUUUACGGAAGCAUUUUACACACCUAUAGCGUUUUGUGAUAAAUUUGUAUUUCUAUAUUGUUUUUUUUUCUUAUAUCAAAAUUGUUUUUUUCUUAACAAAAAUGUAUCAAAUUACUAUUAGUAUAUGUAUAAAAAUUAUAAAACAUAUCUUCAUUAAGUAAUGGUCUAGAUAAUUAGUCAAAUUAAAAAAAUGUCUUAACUCUGUAUAUAGUUCUUGGUAGUUUAUCUUUAAUUUUUGAUUAACUAAAUAUGGCCAACCUUAUUUAGAAGAAUAUUUAUCAGACGUCAUUAAAACUUCAAAUGUAAAUUAAAUAAUUAAUGUAUUCGCCGGGACUCACUAGCCAGUAACUGUAGGCUGGUCACCUAUCCAGUGUUUGAAAAUCCACGAAAUGCACAUAUCUAUUCGUGCAGUGCACGUUCCCGUGCUAUAAUUGCAUCCCCAAUUCUAGAGAUCUUCUUUCAAAUGUUUUUUUAUAGUCAUUCUUAUUUUGUUUUUUAAAGAAAAACACCUGAAAGCCGUGUCGUCUUUUUAUAUGCGUUUUUUAAGCGAGAGAUUUGUUUUAUAUCCAAUUACUUUUGCAAAUUAUUAUUAAAUGCACGGGGUAUUCAGUUUGAAGUGUGCUAUGAAGUGUCAAGGACCACAGCGAGCCACUUAUUUUCGGCAAAUUCCAACACUGGUCGAUUCGCUGCGAGCGAAGCACGUUCCUCUCUUCCACCUGAUAUUUUUAGUGCGAGUAACAGGCCACAGUUACGGUCAGCUCGUGUGUGAGUACCCGGCUUAAGAUAUCUGUCUGUAUUCAUAUCGUCGUAACGCCUAUACCUAUUUUAGAAACAGAUUUUUUUUUAAAUAUAAUAAUUGUAAAUAUUUACAAUAUUCUUAACGAGUGCCUCUUUGUUAGUCUUGCCUUGAGAAUGUUAUAUUUUUAAUAUUUUAGAAAACACUCAAAAAUUAUAUCCUUUCGAAAGUAGUAGGACUCAAUGUAUGUAAAUAUAUCUAAAAGUUAUUUUGAACUUCUCUAGGAAAUCAGUAGUAUAAAUUGAUGGUAAAAACAUAUUUUUGAAUAUUAAUGUAUGUUAGAAUAGUCGCCUAAAUUCGUUGCCUUGCCUUUUUGGAGCUUGCCGUUUUUUAAAUUUAUUAAGAACGUCUUAUCAAAUCAAUUUUUUUUUUAAAUCUUUAAAGCGUUAUUAGUAGUAAUGCACAAAGCCUAAUUUUCUAUAAAUUUUGACAAUUAUAUUUUUGUAUCUGAACUUAUAAGCGCAUAAAUGAAAUAGAUAAUUGUUUUACAAUAGCAUAAAUAAUGUUAAAAUUCUACAAAUACCUACUACAUAGAAAGUCUUGUCUAUGGUUUUAAAUAUACUCAUUAAAAUUUUUACACAUUACAAACUUCUCCAACGUAAGUGCUUUUAUUCGAACACAUAUUACAAAACUCAACCUUUAAGUAGAGUGUCGUAAUAAUAGUUAAAUAUUUAAAUGUUUACAUAGGCUCAUUAUUGAAUAUUGUGAUUUAUUAUUUAAAACAUUGUACUUAUGUAUACUCUUACACUACUGUUUCAUGAUUGCGGUUGAGUCGGUACAAAUUAAUAAACUAUUAUAUCUAAUGCAUAUGUCUGUUGUAUUUUUCAUUAAUAUAUUUAAAGUUCAUAAUAAAAAAUGUAACUUAGUGACUGACUUUUGAACAGUAGUGUUUAUUAUUAAGGUGAUUCCUAAUAUACUUAAAUAUUAUAUGAAUAAAUCAGUUGUUUUAA
Vanessa tameamea is the source of this 6545-nucleotide messenger RNA. RefSeq names its product protein phosphatase 1 regulatory subunit 16A (gene MYPT-75D). Bases 246 to 2138 code for a protein of 630 amino acids. The transcript is spliced from 10 exons. Gene Ontology annotation, cellular component: cytoplasm. NCBI's taxonomy places the organism in Eukaryota, Metazoa, Arthropoda, Insecta, Lepidoptera, Nymphalidae. The record is from RefSeq and is a predicted model, not a curated record. Gene Ontology annotation, molecular function: myosin phosphatase regulator activity; protein binding; enzyme inhibitor activity.